Molecule: messenger RNA, 2827 nt
Organism: Gymnodraco acuticeps
Lineage: Eukaryota; Metazoa; Chordata; Actinopteri; Perciformes; Bathydraconidae
Gene: gpatch2
Product: G patch domain containing 2
Exons: 10
Coding region: 381-1898 (505 amino acids)
Molecular function (GO): nucleic acid binding
Source: RefSeq, a predicted model, not a curated record
UUGUUCACGUCCACUCAACUCUCGUGAAUGAGCCAGCUAGAGAGCUAACGCUAGCAAUGCUAACUAGCUAGCAUCAAAUAUCAUCUGCUAUAUAGCCUUUGUUGUUUAUCUUCUGACGACAGUAUAUACCAAAAUACCACCAUUUAAAAAUGGGAAUAUAAGCUCUUUGCUGUGGUUGUGUAGUUAUCUUAAGUGAUGGAUAGAAGUUUGUUGUAACGUAAGUUGACUUAGCUUGCAAACAUGAGCUUAAACAGCUAACAACAAGCAACACAGCUAACUAAAGAGGAGUAAUGUUGGUGGUAGUUGCAGAGCAUUUUGUAAGCGGCAUCACAGGCAGUUAAAUCAGAGCUGACUAUUUAUUAGCGCACUUUAGCCGGACGAUGGACGAGCUGGUCCAUGACCUGGUGUCAGCCCUGGAGGAGAGCUCUGAGCAGGCUGCCCGUGGGGGUUUUGGGGAUGGAGGAGACCAUGCUCUGGCUGUGGGCUGUCUGCUGAAGAGGCAGGCUCGGAAGCGUAGAGGCAGGAAGCGACGCUCGGACAACCCGCACCCGCCGUGGGAGGCAGGCCACCUCAGUGAGGGCUCAGAGUCCAGCGUCGAAGAACAGAAGGACUACCGAGCCAGUACAGGGGGGGUCUCGGCUGCCAACAGCCAUGCCCGUGACAACAGCGAUUCGGAUGAACAACUUGGCCCCAAACGGCGCACCCUCAUCGCAGCAGAAACAGGACGAAGCAAGCGACCGAUUUGGCCGGACGACCUGGGUGUCCUGGGGUCCGCAGAGGGAACUCGCAGCCUCAGGCGGAGACGAAAGGUCAAACGUAUGGCGGUAGACCCCCCUGCAGAACCAGAACCCCCUUCCUGCACCAUGCUAGGGCCCCCGCCUGUCCCCAAAGCCCGUGUCGGUGCCAGGCCGCAUAGAAUGGGUGCUAAUGAGGGCAGGGGGCCCAUGGAGUUGUAUGGAGGUGGAAUGAUGGGGCCUGGGGGAGGCAAGAACAGGGUGAAGAAGAGGAAAAUGGCCCCCCACAGACUGGGGAUGGAGGCUGCAGAUGAAGGGGUGGUGGUGGAGAGUGAGGACCCCAUCUCUUCUCCAAUAGAAGUGUCCAAGGACAAGAUGGAGUUGGAGGAGCAGAAGGGCUCAGAUGAGGACAUGAGUGAUAGGUGUGAGACCAGUAGUGUCAGUAACAGCAGUGACGGAGGCCUCUACACCAACGAUGAGGGGAGGCAAGCUGAUGACGAGCAGAGCGACUGGUUCUUUGAGGGUGAGCCGGGCUCCGGUUCAGCACCCGGGGGGGCGUGCGGGAUAGCGGGGGUGGUCCCCUGGUGGGAGAGGGAGACGGCUUCAGAGGAGCUGGACUUAACUGACCCCGUCUUCAACAGCAUCCUCAGCGGGUCCUUCCCCCUCAUGGGGCCUGGAGGACAGAGAGGGUUCCAUGCCAGGCUGAGCCGUCUCCAUAGUAACCAGCAUAUACCCCAGGCAGGCAGCUCCGGACAGAGCUUCAACGACCGGCUGGGCAGACAGAGCCAGGACCCCCACGAGCCUUGGUUCAGCUCGGGCUCCAGGAGAGAGCACGGACAGUUGCAUUGGGACUCUCGGUCAGACAGAGGGCAUCGGAGAAGCUGUUCGGUGAAAACAGCCAGCAGACAGACCAGCGGGCACCUGGGCUCUCUGUGUACAGGGGAUGUCAAGCGGAGGCGAAAAGCAGCCCCCCUCGGUUCCACCGCCCCCCCAGUAGUGGUGGGGGAGAACGCACCCCCCCUCCCUGACACUAACAUGGGGAGCCGCAUGAUGCAGAGCAUGGGCUGGAGCCCGGGGAUGGGCCUGGGUCCGGAGGGCAGGGGCAUGACCGAACCCGUCCGGGCCACGCAGAGACCCAAAGGAACGGGCCUAGGCUUCAACUGAAAACCCGAGGAUUCUGGAUCCUGAACCUGAAGGAUGCUGGGAGAAGACACUGAGAGAAACAGAGAGCGAGGGAGAGGAAAUGCUGCUCAGGGCGACGAACGAUAAAAAAACAGUCCAGAAUAACCCAGACAUGUGAGUCAUAAGUAGGAAAGGAAUCAGUCUUGUCCUAGCAACAGUCGAGACAAACUUUCCCAUAUUGGGGAAACAGCGAGACGUCUGGCACAUCCACACAGAUAGAGAGAAGACACGUGGAAGUGAUUGAAACGGAGCAGGAGAAAAGACUUCAUGCAACGGGACCUUUCACAAAACUCCAUGUUGGAGAUAUCUUAUGACAUUGAUGUCUCAUUAGCGUGUCAUACUGAACCAAUGAUGACAGUGUGGUUUGUUUUCAUUCAGUGGUAUCAAUUCAAUAACGAUAAAUGGUUUGUUUAAGUAACAAAAUACACUAGGUUAAGUUGUGCCAAUGCUAGCUUGACUGUACUGCAGACUGCUGGAUUUAGCCUCCCAUAGCCAUGCUCAAUGACUUUACACACACUGUAUGACAAAUAUAUGAUUCUCUAGUUACAGCAAUUCCAGCAUCUCCAAACAGUUUUGGAAAUUCCCCCCGAAAAAAAUCUAAGACAUUGCCUGUGUUUUUAAAGUGCAUUCAUAACUUUCACAGGUGUUUUCACUUUGCCUGAUUAGGUCUAAUUAGAGAUAAGUGAAAACACCUGUUGGACUGUGCAGGACCUUUUUAAAUGACAUUUCUUUUAAAACUUUAUUUUAGACCCUUUGUCAUUGACCUAACUGUGAUAUUGUUUCCUGUGUUCAUUUAGCUUGCCUGCGACCAUAGAUUGUCCAAUACCAAUUUGGAAAUUAUUGUCAGUGCAAGUAUAGAGAUUAAGGUCUAGAAAAAUAAAUGAAAUUAUGAAUUAAAAAAUGAGAAAGAA